AGCCCAUCAGGGCCAACAUAAGAAGAUCACUAGGGUUUAUAUAUGAAUAAUAAGAAAGAAGAAUGGAGGCGAAGACGAAGAACUGCAGAUCUAAUCUAGACGAAGAAAGAAAAAAAAAGGGUUAGGAGAAAUGGACCCGAGCAUGAUGGCGGGACUUAAUGGUCUUGCUGAAGAAGACCAAGCCAAAAUGGCUUCCAUGAUCGAUCAGCUUCAGCUUCGUGAUAGCUUGAGGAUGUACAAUUCGCUGGUGGAAAGAUGUUUCGUGGACUGUGUGGAUACAUUUACGCGCAAAACUCUGCAGAAACAAGAGGAGACUUGUGUUAUGAGGUGUGCUGAGAAGUUCCUCAAGAACACAAUGCGUGUCAGUAUGCGGUUUGGUGAGCUCAAUCAGAACGCACCAACUCAAGAUUAAAGUCUACUUACCUGACUUUUGUUUUUUGGUCCGGUUUAUAAGUUCGAACCCAGAGUAAACCGUUUUUUUAGUGGUUGAUUGAUACUCUUCUUUGAAAUUGAUACUCGUGUGCUUUGAAAUUAUUGUCUAAUCCAAUUAUGAGUAUUGAAAUGAUUUGUAUAUC
Brassica napus (rape) is the source of this 575-nucleotide messenger RNA. Its product is annotated as mitochondrial import inner membrane translocase subunit TIM9. The record is from RefSeq and is a predicted model, not a curated record. Lineage: Eukaryota; Viridiplantae; Streptophyta; Magnoliopsida; Brassicales; Brassicaceae. The transcript is spliced from 2 exons. The coding region runs from base 131 to 412 and encodes 93 amino acids.